CAUUCCCCCGUCCACUCUGUCGCCUAACCAACCCAAGACGCCGUAAAAGCUGCCCUAGUGUUCAGCAAUGACGUCAAACGUUUCAAAAGCCACGCACCUAGCGAUUUAUGAAUCUGAAAUAUCGCCACGUAUGGAGUAUUAUUUCCGGCAAGGGAGCGGGGAUAGGGGACGUCGCACUUGGAAUGGGGAUGUCCUCUCGCGAGAUCUGGGGGCUUUGAGCGACUGCCACGUCUCGGCUAGCAGCUAGCAACAUUCCAGGUAGCAAACAUCCUCCGACGGCGGACCAGCGUCCAAGUUCCUCCCGACGCACCGAAGUCAUACGAACGCACUCGCACCCGCUGAACCAUUUUGCGCUUCCCGUUAAACAUCAUGGGUCGUCCACAUCUGCUGCUCUUGGCGACGCUGGCCUCCUCUACGCUGCUGCUGCUGCUGCUCGCCUCGCAUCCCUGCGACGCUCACAGCCACUCGCACGACCACCAUCAGGGCCACCAUCACGGCCACGCCCACGGAGACGACCACCACGGCCACGCCCACGGACACGACCACUCGCACGGGCCGGAGGUGAAGAUGUACCACGGCGCCAGCAAGUGGAGCGCCGAGGCCAACCUGCCGCCGCGGGAGGAGGAGCGCCACGGGCACGGCCACUGGCACGGAGAUCACCACGGGCAUGACCACGGAGACGAGCAAAACGACGACCGCCCGCGUGAUGUUGAACAGGGUAAUAACCAUGACGGUGAGCAAAAUGAAAACCACGAGCAUAUCGGUGAUGACUUGCUAAACGAUGAGCAAGAGCAGGCCGAUGAUCUCAGUCACGCCGAUGACCUCGCGAACGCCGAUUACCAAGAGCAGGCCGAUGACCAAGAACGAGCCGACGAACAAGAGCGGCCUGGUGAUCACAGUUACACUGAUGAUCACGGUCAUACCGAUGACCAAGAGCACGUCGACGAUCACGGUCACGUCGAUGACCAAGAGCAGGCCGAUGAACAAGAGUGGGCUGAUGAUCACAGUUACACUGAUGAUCGCGGUCAUACCGAUGACCAAGAGCACGUCGACGAUCACGGUCACGUCGAUGACCAAGAGCAGGCCGAUGAACAAGAGUGGGCUGAUGAUCACAGUUACACUGAUGAUCACGGUCAUACCGAUGACCAAGAACAAGCCGUUGAUCAUGAACAAGACGAUGACCAAGAUCUUGCCGAUGAUUCCGAUUACACUGAUGAUCACGGUCACACCGAUGACCAAGAGCAGACCGACGAUCACGGUCUUGCCGAUGAUUCCGAUUACGCUGACGAUCAGGGUCACGCCGAUGACGAAGAGCAGGCCGACGAUCACGGUCUUGCAGAUGAUUCCAAUUACGCUGAUGAUCACGGUCACGCCGAUGACCAAGAGCAGGCCGAUGAUCACGGUCUUGCAGAUGAUUCCAAUUACGCUGAUGAUCACGGUCACGCCGAUGACCAAGAGCAGGCCGACGAUCACGGUCUUGCCGAUGAUUACGCUGACGAUCAGGGUCACGCCGAUGACGAAGAGCAGGCCGAUGAUCCAGGUCUUGCCGAUGAUUCCGAUUACGCUGACGAUCACGGUCACGCCGAUGACGAAGAGCAGACCGAUGAUCGCGGUCUCGCCGAUGAUCCCGAUUACGCUGAUGACCGUCACGCCGAUGACCACACGCGCGCUGAUGAACAAGACCAGGCCGAUGACCAAGAACAGGUCGACGAUUACAGUCACGCCACCGGUCACGGCGACGACCAAGAGCAGGCCGACGUUCCCGGUCGCGCCGAUGACGAUCACAGUCAAGCCGACGCCGAUAUACAUGCCGCCUCGCGUGACGAUGACGGCGCGCACAGCGAUGACCGCAGGCAAACCGAUUACCACGAGAACGCCGGUGACCACGUGCACGACGCUGAUGACCACGGGCACGGCCACUGGCACGAUCACGGUCGUGCACGCCAGCACGGCGAUGACCACGGGCACGGCCAUGAGCACAGCCAUACGCACUACCACGGUCAUGGGCACGCACCCGCUCACGGAGAAGUGAAGAGUGACGCAGAGAAGCGGGACAUGAUGGAGCUGUGGAUGCAGGCCGUCGGCGCCACGCUGCUCAUCAGCGCCGCGCCGUUCCUCAUCCUCUUCCUCAUCCCGGUUCAGUCCAACAGCGACCAGCACCAGAACCUGCUCAAAGUGCUGCUGAGCUUUGCGUCGGGAGGCCUGCUGGGCGACGCCUUCCUCCACCUCAUACCGCACGCUCUGGAGCCGCACUCCUACCACGGCGACGACGCCCGCGCCGCUGAGGAACCGCACGGCCACGGCCACUCGCACGGCGGCGCCCACCAUCACAUGAUGUCGGUGGGCCUGUGGGUGCUGGGCGGCAUCGUGGCCUUUCUGAUCGUGGAGAAGUUUGUCCGUUUGCUGAAGGAGGGCCACUCGCACGGGCACUCGCACGGUGUUAAGGAGAAGGACAGCGACGGAGAGGAAAAGAAGGCACCAAAGAAGAAGAAGGUGGAGAAGAGUGUUGGUGAGUAUCGAAGCUUUUUUUUUUUUUUUUUAAUGGAGAAGAAAUUUUAUUUUUGUGUUUCUGCGGCAGACAUCAAGGUCUCCGGCUACCUCAACCUGGCGGCCGACUUCACCCACAACUUCACCGACGGGCUGGCGAUCGGCGCUUCCUUCCUGGUGGGUCCCGCGGUGGGCGCCAUCACCACCAUCACCAUCUUGCUGCACGAGGUGCCGCACGAGAUCGGGGAUUUCGCCAUCCUGGUCCAGUCCGGCUGCACCAAGAGGAAGGCCAUGUGCCUGCAACUGGUCACCGCCGUGGGAGCGCUGGCCGGCACCGCCUGCUCGCUGCUGGCCGAAGGCGUGGGCGCGGCGGCCACCGCUUGGAUCCUGCCCUUCACGGCGGGCGGCUUCAUUUACAUCGCCACGGUGACGGUGCUCCCCGAGCUCCUCUCCGGCCGCUCCAGUUUCGGCCAGUCCCUGCUGGAGGUUCUGGCCCUGCUGUUUGGCGUCGGCAUGAUGGUUCUGAUCGCAGAGUAUGAGUGAAAAAAAAAAAAAUAAUAAUCCUUGAAAUAACGUCUUUUAGUUGUUAUCGUUUUCCCCCGUUUCUUCACCUUUUUAUGUGUACGUGGGAUAAACGGUGUCUUCAUUUUGUGGGUUUGUUAUGCCAGCAUCCUUUUUUUGUUUUUUUUGUGUUAUUGUUUUGUUUUCCAGAAGGGAAAUGAGCUAGCGGGCACAUCUGGAGAGGACUUAAAACUUUCACGCACACAUUGUUUUUGUACAAAGUAGCUGCUCGGUUCGAAGCACGUGGCUGGAAAUAAGUAAAAAAAAAUGUGACGCCUCGGGAAUGACGUGAGAAAAAUCUUUUUAAAGUUGUGGCCACAAUAUCGAUGGAACGUGCGCUAAAUGCUAAUUUGUGGCUAUAAAUUGGAUAAAGUGUGCACAGAAAAUAGUUUUGAACCACGAAAUAGCAUUUUGUAUUUUCUGCGGACUUUUUACCGAAUUUGUGACCACAAAUUGUUUUAUUUUUCUUUGCGCGAUCGAUUGUGGACACUUAUUUUUUUAAUCCCUUCCGAGUCAUGCCUGGGGCUCCACACUCAAGUGUCAAAAGUGUGCAGAGACUGUUAGCAGUCAGCAGACGACAACACAAUUGUACACAACUGUGAACAACAAUAAAGGUUGAUAAUGUG
Messenger RNA from Syngnathoides biaculeatus (alligator pipefish), 3674 nucleotides. It is a transcript of the gene slc39a7, whose product is annotated as solute carrier family 39 member 7. Gene Ontology annotation, biological process: intracellular zinc ion homeostasis; zinc ion transmembrane transport. NCBI's taxonomy places the organism in Eukaryota, Metazoa, Chordata, Actinopteri, Syngnathiformes, Syngnathidae. The record is from RefSeq and is a predicted model, not a curated record. Gene Ontology annotation, cellular component: membrane. Bases 370 to 3030 code for a protein of 886 amino acids. The transcript has 8 exons. Gene Ontology annotation, molecular function: zinc ion transmembrane transporter activity.